UAGUGACUUUGUUAGUUCCAAAAUAUUUCAAGUAUCUUGACCCUAGUUUCAAACCUACCCCACUUUUUAGCUAAGUUUUUUCUUAGAAAAAAAUGAUGAAAAUGGUUCUUCUCUUGUUCUGCUUAGCCACUGCACUUACCUUCAAAGUUUCUGAGUCUAAAUCUGCUGUUUCUUUGCAACCUCAUGCUUUGGAGUCCUUUGAUGUUGGUUAUAUUCAGAUGAAAGGUGCAGAAAACUGCUCUUAUUUGGUGAUGAUAACAACAAGCUGUUCUUCUCCUAAGUUUACUACUGAUAAAAUCAGUAUUGCUUUUGGGGAUGCUAGUGGAAACCAGGUAUACGCAGCAAGACUAGACGAUCCAAAAUCCGGAACAUUUGAGCAAUGUUCAUCAGACUCAUUUCAACUAGAUGGACCAUGUGCAUCUCCAAUUUGUUUUGCCUAUCUAUAUAGAUCAGGUUCAACGGAUAACAAGGGUUGGGAACCAGAAAGUGUGAAAAUCUACGGAUACAAUUCAGAUGCUGUUACGUUUACUUUCAACUCGUCCAUCCCUAGUGACACAUGGUAUGGAUAUAACUACUGUGACACUCCAUCUCCUCCUUCAUCUUCCAUUCAACUAUCUAUUCAGAAAUGGGUUUUGUUUGUAAUGUUUUUAGGAUCUGUAUUUAGUGUUUGGAUGUAAGUUAUGUUGUGCUAUAUGCACUUAGAUGUUCUGUUUCUCUUCUUUUUUUUUUUUGUUAUUGCCACGAAACUUAUGCAAAGUGUCGAGCCGAGGAGGAUAAGGUUUAGGAGAAAAUCCUGCAACCAAGUGAUCUAAUCGGGAAAUCGGCGCGAAACUUAGCUAUUAGUACUUUAUGCUGAAAUAGGGAUAUGAGAUAUGUAAAACAUUAGCUUUUAUCUGAUGCAUGUUCUAUAUCUCCCUUUUAUCUGAGAUAUAAUGCAUAAAUAAACAGAGGCCUUUUUUUUAGUUA
Messenger RNA from Medicago truncatula (barrel medic), 966 nucleotides. RefSeq names its product embryo-specific protein ATS3B. Bases 93 to 677 code for a protein of 194 amino acids. The record is from RefSeq and is a predicted model, not a curated record. Lineage: Eukaryota; Viridiplantae; Streptophyta; Magnoliopsida; Fabales; Fabaceae. Gene Ontology annotation, molecular function: protein binding. The transcript has 3 exons.